Lathyrus oleraceus (garden pea) is the source of this 465-nucleotide messenger RNA. RefSeq lists its product as uncharacterized. The record is from RefSeq and is a predicted model, not a curated record. The transcript has 2 exons. The coding region runs from base 1 to 465 and encodes 154 amino acids. Lineage: Eukaryota; Viridiplantae; Streptophyta; Magnoliopsida; Fabales; Fabaceae.
AUGAGAGCUUCGCAGAGUCGUCAAAAGAGUUACCAUGACAAGGGGAGGAAAGCAGUUAAGUUCCAAGAGGACGAUCAUGUGUUUCUUAGAGUUACUCUGGUAACUAGUGUUGGUCGAGCCUUGAAGUUUGGAAAGCUUACUUCGAGUUUCAUCUAUCUGUACCAGAUUAUGCGUAUGAUAGGAGAAUUGGCCUAUCAGAUUGCUUUGCCACCAUCACUUGAUAAUCUUCAUGAUGUGUUUCACGUGUCUCAGUUGAGGAGAUACAUUUCAGAUUUGUCUCAUGUGAUCCAAGUGGAUGAUGUGCAGAUGAGAGAUAACCUUAUUUUUGAGGUAUCACCCAUGCAGAUAGAGUAUUGGGAAGUGAAGAAGUUGUGUGGAAUGAAAUUCAUAUUUGGCGUAUUCAUGUAUCCACCAUUGAUGGUGUUUGAAGGUUUUAGGGAGUUGUGGAAAUAUAGGAAUGCAUAA